UCCGAUCGUUUCAAUGUCUCAAUCGUCGCGUUUUCGCGAUCUCCGACUUUCCCGAGCGCUCUCCACCUGAAUUUUCCGAGGUUCUCGACUUUUUUUCCAUUUUCCUCAUUAGCCACACGAUUUACCGCGGUUAUUUAGUGUUUUUUUACGCUCAUUCUCCAUCGGGAAAAAUGUUACUUAAGCCUGACAGUAGAGUGAUAAAUCGCACUACGCGUCUCAUUAAAAUUUUGGCAAAAAUCUCCAAUUUAUCACGAUCACAAUCUAAAAAAUUCUAGGAAAAAUAGUUUUCAUGUGAUUAUAACGUUGUUAUGUGACUGAUUUUUUUUUUAAAUUAAACAAUGAAUAAUAAUAAAAGGAAUCAGCUAAAAAUGUCCAAACUAAGGCAUUCCAGUUUGGACUUGGCUGAAGUCGAAAUGAAGAAAAAGCAACAUCAGGACGUGCUGACCAGGGCCAGGAACAAGUUUUUGAUGUUGAGUGAUGCUUUGAAGAACAGGAAAGCCGACGAGAAUCAGAAUAACAGGCCUUUGCCGAAGAGCAUGACUCAGUGUACCUUGGAUUAUUUGUUUAAGCAUUCGCAGGAGAAGGAUAAGAACCAUCAUGGUUAUCAUGCUGACGGCUCCGAAAACGCACCUCUUCAAAGACAAACCUCCGUAGGCUCGUACCCCAUCGAAAUCCGGGUGUCUUCCUACGAAAACGACCUGGAUGAAGACCCAGAAGGAAUUUUCAUCCCAAUCAGUCGCCUCAGGCCAGCGACAGUCUGCGUUGACAGCCCGAGCGUCAACAGGCGCAGCGACGCAGACGCUCUGGCCCUUGAAAGGCCCAGAAAGAAACUGAGUUUCAAAGAACCCGAAGCAGUCACCCUCAAGAAAACACCAAAGAAAUCAACCAUUAAUCAUAAACCAGACGAAACAAUUCAUAGGAAAAUAUCGCAACAUGUAACAACCAAUCAGAAACCAGAGUCAGAGACUCAGGCGAAGAAGCCGGUGACCAAUCACAGGCAGGAUGAGAGUCAGGCGACCAAGACCAAAAACGGGCAUGGUUUCAAUAAGUGGGGGUUAAAAACUAUGAUUAGUGGUGGGGGGAAGAAGAGUUCUGAAGGGGAGGGGGAGUUUACGUUGGGGAAAGGGAUCAAGAGUAUGGCGGGGUUGGGGUUGAGUGUGGUAACGAAUGGGGUCAAUAGGACUCCUAGUUUUGAGGACCGUGAUUUGGAGAGUCAAGCUUUAAGGGUGGUCAGGACAGUGGGCCAGGCCUUCGAAGUGUGCCAUAAACUAUCCAUCGGAGCUCCAGAGGAUAACCUGGACGACGAGCAGGAGACCACUGUGACGCAGGACCUGCUCAGCGAUCGGCUGAGCGACGUUGCCAGUGACAAGCCCAAAAAAGACCUAGACACUAACAGCGAUAGGAAUUCCUUAAAUUUGGACGAAGCCAGUUUAAAAGACUCGUAUUUAGACACUAGCGUUAAGACGAACAAGACGAAUUCUCCACGUUUGGGAGUACUACCACCGCCACCUGUCAACAAUCAACCCAGUUCCAGGAAAAAUUUACCAUUGCAGGCGGAAACGUACGCGGCGCCUCACAGCGACGGCUUGGGCAAUAACUCGAACACGGGCAGUACCGGUACGACUAUGCCACCUCCCGGAAGUGCUCCCUGUCUUCACACCACGAACUUCAGUUGCUCAGAGAGCAACUGGAUCAGCAGAAACAGCAGACUCAGGCGGCCAUGGCUCAGUUGCAGCUGGCUAGGGAGCAGCUACAAGCUGAACAGACUGCUAGAAUGGAGGCUCAAGCUAGAACUCACCAACUUUUGGUGCACAACCGUGAACUUUUGGACCACAUAGCCGCCCUCGUAGCUCACCUACAGGGUGGCGAAAAAACAGGCCAACAGUCCAGCCAACCACAAAUGACAAUGCCUCAAUUAUCCUCAGCUGCCAAAGUGGAACGUUGGUUCGAGCUUCUGGAACCCCUAUCCAUAUCCAGACCCGAGAGUGGAUUCGUAUCCUGCCAGGACAACGAUCCAUGCGACUACGACGACGAAAAAUUCUGGAAGGUACCAGGAACCUGCUGUCCAAACUCAGCGCUAGAAAACAAAGGAAACUGCUAGGGCUCAAGUUGGGCAAGGUCACGACCUUCUGACGAAUAGGCAACACCCUGGGCAGGCUGUUCGGCAGACUUCGUCGUCGCAAAUGACAGAAACUGGUGACAUUUUAUAAUUGAAUUCGCGUCAAUUAUAAUUAUGUCAAUUGUUUUUCUAUUGGUUGUACAUAGGUUAUAGAGAAAUCGUUGUAGAUAAAUAUGUAUUUUCUGCCAUAUCAGUACUUAAGUAUAUAAUGUUUAAAAAUUGGUGUACAAUGUGUCCAUAUCUAUACAGGGUGUCCUAGAAAUAAGUGCAAGUUCUUUAAGGGGUAGUAGAUUUCGACAAAAGAAACAUAUUUACUCUUUAUCGUUUUUUAAAUAAGUCUAAAAUAACAGAGUUAUUUUACUUUGAAAUUUCCACACCUGUAAUUUUUAACUAAUUAAAACGUGUUUUUUUGAC
Sitophilus oryzae (rice weevil) is the source of this 2533-nucleotide messenger RNA. RefSeq names its product carboxyl-terminal PDZ ligand of neuronal nitric oxide synthase protein. Gene Ontology annotation, molecular function: nitric-oxide synthase binding. Lineage: Eukaryota; Metazoa; Arthropoda; Insecta; Coleoptera; Curculionidae. Bases 339 to 1838 code for a protein of 499 amino acids. The record is from RefSeq and is a predicted model, not a curated record. The transcript is spliced from 7 exons.